ACCUAUAAAUGCCUUGAGUGUGGGAAAAGUUUUAUGGAACAUUCAUCCCUCACUAAACACAGGAGAAUCCACACAGGAGAAAGACCCUAUAAAUGCCUGGAGUGUGGGAAAAGCUUUCUGGAACAUUCAUCCCUUACUAAACAUGAGAGAAUUCAUACAGGAGAAAGACCUUAUAAAUGUUUUGAGUGUGGGAAAGAUUUCAUUCAUCGCUCACACCUUAUUAAGCAUCAGAAAAUCCACAAAGAUGAUAACCUCUAUAAAUGCCUCGACUGUGGGAAAAGUUUCAUUGACAGAACAGGACUUACUAGACAUCAGGCAAUCCACACAGGAGAGAAACCCCACAAGUGCUUGGACUGCGGGAAAAGCUUCAUUCAGAAAUCACGCCUUAUUACACACCACCGAGCACACACAGGAGAGAGACCUUUUAAAUGUUUUGAGUGUGGGAAAAAUUUCAGUCAUCACUCAUCCCUUAUUAAGCACCAGAGAAUCCACACAGGUGACAAACCGUUUAAAUGCCUCGACUGUGGGAAAAGUUUCAUUGACAGAACAGGACUUACUAGACAUCAAGCAACCCACACAGGAGAGAAACCCCACAAGUGCUUGGACUGUGGGAAAAGCUUCAUUGACAAGUCACAGCUUAUUCUACAUCAGAGAGUGCACACAGGAGAGAGACCUUAUAAAUGCCUUGAAUGUGGGAAAAGUUUUAUACACAGUUCAGCUCUUAUUCAACAUAAGAGAAUCCACACAGGUGAAAGACCCUAUAAAUGCCUUGAGUGUGGGAAAGAUUUCAUUUGUCAAUCAUAUCUUACUAAGCAUCAGAAAAGACACGAAGUUGACAAACUGUAUAAAUGUCUCGAAUGUGGGAAAAGUUAUGCUGACAGAACAAAAUUUACUAAUCAUAGGAGAAUCCACACAGGGGAGAGACCACAUCAAUGUUUAGAGUGUGGGAAAGGCUUUAUUCGGAAGUCAGAGCUUAUUAGACACUGGAGAGUACACACAGGAGAGAGACCUUUUAAAUGCCUGGAGUGUGGGAAGAGCUUUAUUGAGAAGUCACAACUUACUCUACACCAGAGAGUGCACACAGGAGAGAGACCUUAUAAAUGUCUUGAGUGUGGGAAAAGCUUCAUUGAGAAGUCACAACUUACUCUACACCAGAGAGUGCACACAGGAGAGAGACCAUAUAAAUGCCUUGAGUGUGGGAAAGAUUUCAGUCAACGCUCACCCCUUAUUAAGCAUCAGAGAGGCCAUGCAGGUGACAAGCCAUAUAAAUGCCUCAACUGUGGGAAAAGUUUUAUUGAGCGCUCAAGGCUUACCACACAUCAGAGGACUCACACAGGGGAAAGACCCUAUAAAUGCCUUACGUGUGGGAAAAGCUUCACUCAGAAGCCACACCUUCUUCUGCACCAUAGGGUGCACACAGGAGAGAGACCUUAUAAAUGCCUUGAGUGUGGGAAAGAUUUUAUUGGUCCAUCACAUCUUAUUAAGCAUCAGAAAACACACAAAGAUGAAAAACUAUAUAAAUGUCUCAAAUGUGGGGAAAGUUUUCUCGACAGAACAAAACUUACUAGUCAUGGGAGAAUCCACAACGAGGAGAGACCACAUAAAUGUUUACACUGUGCAAAAGCCUUCAAUCAGAAGUCACAGCUUAUUAGACAUUGGACAACUCACACAGAGGAAAGGCUGCAUAAAUGCGUUGACUGUGGGAAAAGCUUCAGUAAGAGUUCGUCACUUGCCAAUCAUGGAAGAAUUCACAAGCGUGAAAAACACUAGAAACAGCCUGACUGCAGGAAAAGAUUCAAUUUGACUCCACACAACAGCGAGACCUUGAAUGUGAGGGAAGCUUCUUGUGCUGCUCCUGGAGUAUCAGGCACCUGCAAAUCCACACGGGGAAGAAACCUCGGAGCUGUUCUUUGUGUGGAAAAUGCUCCAAGUGCAGCUCACACCAUGUGGGACAUCAGAGACUCCCCUUACAGUGGGGAAAAUCUCUCAGGGCCCUGAUUAGGGCUGGCCAGGGUGAUAAGCCCAUCCCCUCAUUCCCACACCAAGCCGGGGCACUUAGCUCCCAGGGACCCAGAUGCCCAUAGUUGGGGUGAGGACCUAGCAGCAGCUGGUUAGUGACCCUUUGGCUCUGCCUGGUCUGUAACCUCCCCAGCAGAGGAGGAGAUGCCCCCCACACACACACCACCUCCCUCUGGCUGCAGCACUUCAAGCAAAACCCAUUGUUUUAGGUAAAAGAUAAUUAUAUUUAUUAACUACAGAAAGGUAGAUUUUCAGUGGCUAUAAGCUUUUACUACUUCCCUUCACAAAUGUUAUGGAGGGUACAAAAUGCGGAAAGAGCUUUAAACCAUGUUCAGCCUUUAUUACACACGGGAAAGCAGCCUUAUACAUGCCCAGAGUGUGGGAAAAGUUUCAGUUGGAAAUCAACCUUCUAUACCCAUCAGAGAACCCACCCCAUACAUGCUUGGCCUGUGAGUGCACUCAAGCCUUAUUCAGCAUGGGAGAAUCCACACAGGGGAGAAGCCUCACAAAUGCUCGGAUUAUACUGUGAGUUCCCCAAACAUGGGAGAAUCCACACAGGAGAGAGGCUUCCUGAAUUCCCUGAGUGUGGGAAAAGCUUCAGGACAUGCUCAGUGCUAACCAAACAUGAGAGACUCCACAAGGGGAGUCUAAGAACAGCCUAAGUGCAGGAAAAGGUUUAAUUUGACGUCACACAUCAGUGACCCGCACAACAGCGAGACCUUGAAUGUGAGGGAAGCUUCACGUGCUGCUCCUGGAGUAUCAGGCACCUGCAAAUCCACACAGGGAAGAAACCUCGGAGCUGUUGUCAGUAUGAAAAAUGUCCCACGCCAUGUGGGACAUCAGGGACUCCCCUCACAGUGGGGAAAAUCUCUCAGGGCCCUGACUAGGGCUGGCCAGAGUGAUAUUCCCACACCCAUCGGGGGGUUGGGUUCCUAGCUACUUGUGUUUGAGGUGAGGGACCCAGCAGUAACUGGUCAAUGAUCCUCUGGCUCUGCCUGGUCUCAGCAACCCCCUGGCAGAGGAGGAAAAGCCCCCAGCAGCCCCUCCUCCCUGCUGCAGCCCUGGCUGCUGAGCUGCUGGGCCGCGGGGAAACUCCUCCAGACGCUCCUUCUGCAGUCCCCCCUCCCCCUCCUCCUCCCCCUUCCUUUGCAGCCAGGAUCCCCCUGCCAUGGAAAUGAGGAGACGGACACUGAGGCCAGGCCCCCCCCUUCACUUUAGACACUUGUCCCCGCCCCGCCCAUCUUCCUCCAGCCCAUGGGUUGGGCUCCACCACUGAUAUGGGGCUGUUCCCUGUAGGGGAGUGUCCCUGGGGCUGGUCACUCCUCUCCCAGAAUCCACCCUGGAUUAUGGGUUUUUCUCUAUUGGUGAGGGCAGUUGGGUCACAUGGUUUUUUAGUUUAGCUUGGCAGGACAUAGCACAGAUUUACUGAGGAAAUCAACCAAGAAAUGGUUGUUGGGAUAAUCCCUUUUGUAUUUUACUUUUACUGUAUCGUGAUUUUUGUGCUGUCAAAGUCAGACAGGACUCACAGAUUUGUCAGACUGCUCUGUUUAUUCAGCAAAGCUCUGCUAAAAUGCAUGGAGAAAAUGUGAGUGCCAUAC
Molecule: messenger RNA, 3617 nt
Organism: Pelodiscus sinensis (Chinese soft-shelled turtle)
Lineage: Eukaryota; Metazoa; Chordata; Testudines; Trionychidae
Source: RefSeq, a predicted model, not a curated record